GGUGUCGUGAUGCAGGGAAACAGGUCAUUUACAACGUUUUUAAAAGCGGGACGUGACAUUUUUGACAUGGGUUGUUGGAUUUAUGUGUCUGGGACAAUAACGCGAAAACUAAGGACCUUGAAAUAAAACAGAGACACAAUCAUGCAGGUGUCCGUCAGAAGGCUGGUUCUGUUUCCCCUGUGUGCAGCCCGGCCCGGCCAAAGCAGGGCUGCUCUCCUGAGGCCGACGCUUCGCCUCCUGUCCCCCAACACCCGCACCCUGUUCAGCGAUACAGGAGUGUGGGAGAAGGACUAUCGAACUGAGACCAGACGCAAGGUGGAAGAAUGGUGGCACCCACGGAUUAUGGCACAAUGGCAGAAGGAUGCACUGGAGGAGAGUGCCGACAGGAAGAAGUUCUAUGUCCUCUCCAUGUUCCCGUACCCGUCGGGGCGACUGCAUAUGGGCCAUGUGCGAGUGUAUACCAUCAGUGACACCAUCGGCCACUUCCAGAGAAUGAGAGGCCAUCAGGUGUUGAAUCCGAUGGGUUGGGAUGCUUUUGGACUUCCAGCUGAGAAUGCCGCUAUAGAGCGAGGCCUCGAUCCAGAGGAGUGGACUAAAAGUAACAUUCAGUCCAUGCGGGAGCAGCUGGACAGCCUCGGGCUUUGCUUCAACUGGGACCGGGAAGUAACCACCUGUCUCCCAGACUACUACAAGUGGACCCAGUAUCUGUUUAUCAAGCUGUUUGAAGCAGGGCUGGCGUAUCAGAAAGAGGCUGUGGUGAACUGGGACCCCGUUGAUCAGACGGUGCUGGCGGAUGAGCAGGUGGAUGAAAACGGUCGCUCCUGGAGGUCUGGCGCGCAGGUGGAGCAGAAGCUCCUCACACAAUGGUUCAUCAAGACGACAAACUAUGCCAAGCCUCUCCUGGACGCCCUGGACGAUCUCCCAGAGUGGUACGGAGUCAAAGCCAUGCAGGCGAACUGGAUCGGAGAGUGCACUGGCUGCUACUUUGAUUUCAAACUCAAGGUGAACGGGGAGGAGACGGGGGAGACCUUGUCAGCCUACAGCUCCUCCCCAGAGACGGUGUUCGGAGCGGCUUACCUGUCCAUCCUGCCCUCCCACAGACUUCUGCAUGGCAGCAGCUCAGUCCGCUCCGCCCUACAGAGAGCCUUGCAGCCAGGCAGAGACUCCCUCACAGAGGUCACAGCUCACAACCUGUUCACCGGCCACGAGGUUCCCGUGGUCAUUUCACACAAGGAGACGUUUGAUGACUAUCUGGACACUGUGCUUGGUGUCCCAGACUGCAGCGAGGAGGAUUUGUCUGUGGCCACAGCUCUGAAUCUGAGGUGGACCACUGUGCUGGAAACCCAUGAGGAUGGGACACAAACUCUAAUCAACUCCAAGGAGUUCUCAGGCCUCACCAGAGAACAGGCCUUUGACUCCAUUACCCAAAAAGCCAGAGAGCAGAAGGUUGGAGGCCACCUCACCAGCUCCAAGCUCAGGGACUGGUUGAUAUCCAGACAGCGGUACUGGGGCACACCCAUCCCUGUGGUGCAUUGUGGGUCUUGCGGUCCCGUCGCAGUCCCCGAGGAGGAGCUGCCAGUCACUCUGCCAAAGCUGCCUUCUCUCACAGGAAAAGGUGCAUCGCCUCUGGGAGCUGCACACGACUGGGUCAACUGCAAGUGUCCAAGGUGA
This is a messenger RNA of Stegastes partitus (bicolor damselfish), 1671 nucleotides long. RefSeq names its product probable leucine--tRNA ligase, mitochondrial. Gene Ontology annotation, molecular function: ATP binding; leucine-tRNA ligase activity; aminoacyl-tRNA deacylase activity. The record is from RefSeq and is a predicted model, not a curated record. NCBI's taxonomy places the organism in Eukaryota, Metazoa, Chordata, Actinopteri, Pomacentridae. Gene Ontology annotation, cellular component: mitochondrion. Gene Ontology annotation, biological process: mitochondrial translation; leucyl-tRNA aminoacylation. The transcript is spliced from 12 exons. The coding region runs from base 142 to 1671 and encodes 509 amino acids.